CAUUUGUUUCCACCACGACGACCACGAGCGUCUGGCACGAUUAUAAGGGAAGCGCAAAGCUCAUGGUCUCUCAUGGCCUCGUCGUCAGCAUCUACGUCGACACUGGGCCUAGGCGCUGGGGGCGCCGCAUCGGCAUUUGAGGGAGCCGACGAUCCGAACGACUGGAAGGACGACUACGCCUUUCUCAAGGCGCUCGACAGCUCGCUCCGAUGCGAAGUGUGCUACGACAUCUUCACGGCCCCCGUGUCGCUCAAGGAGUGCGGCCAUACCUUCUGCUCUGCAUGCGUGCGCAGCUCCAUCAACCAGCCCGAUCCGUACGGCCACCACUGCCCGAAAUGUAUGGCCAAGAACGUCUACGACUCUCAGCUCGUGCCGCAGCAGGGCAUGGAGUCCGUUGCUCUACAGUGGCGAAUAGCCAGGAAGAAGCUAUUCAAGAAGCAACAGGAUGACAAGAAGCGGGAGGAGGCGUUCAAAGCCAUGGAGGAAAAAGCAGCAGAAGCAACGCCCUCGAGAGCAUCGCUAAAGAGACCGAGGAGCCCGGAGCGUUCGCAUGACGAAGCUGGACCGAGCAGCAGGCAGAGCUCGUCGCCACCCACCAAUAGAGCCGAAAAUGGACGAAUGACGAGGAGCAGGACGAGGGGGGCCAGUCCCAAGGAGACUGCUGCAUCCCAAGUCAUUGUCUUUGAGACGGACAGUGAAGAAGAUGACAGCUAUGAUCCUAGAGCGACUCGCGUGCAACGAGACAAGGGCUCACCUUCGAACGGGAAGGCACAUUCACCAACGUCUCCAAAAGACUAUAGGGAAAUGACUGCAAAUGAUCUCUCGCCCUGCCCGAUAUGCCAGCAUACAUUUACCAUUGCAGCCCUGAAUCGGCACCUCGACAAGGGCAGCUGCAGCCCAGACGAUCCGCAGCCAUCGGAUAAGGAGCGCGGCCUGACCGCGACAGAGACAAGCGGAAGCAGUACCCUAAGCGUCAAUGGUGGCGAGGGAGCAUCGACAGCAGCAGCGGGAGGAGGAGGCAGCUGGUUUCAGAAACCGCUAGGCAUGGUUGGUGUCAAGGCCACCACAGAUGGCCUUGGCAAGGGCGCGACAACGCGUAAGCGUCUGACCCGGCCCAACUACGCUCUGACAAAGGACAAAGACCUGCGAAGCAAGCUGGAGGAGCACCGACUCUCGACGUCAGGCACCCGCGAGAAGCUCAUUGAGCGGCACCGUCAGUGGGUGAACCUCUUUAAUGCGAACCUCGAUGCGAGCGCAAAGGUGCAGAAGCCGGACUCGGCACUGCGCAAGGAGCUUGCAGAGUGGGAGAGGGCACAGGACGAGGCGGCAGCGCAGAAGUCGCGGCAUGCGGCUGUCUCGUCGUCUGACAAGAGGGCCAAGGCGUAUGCGGCAGCGAAUCGAGAUCAGUUUCGGAUGCUGAGCGAGCAGGCCAAAAUGUCGCAUCUGAAGAACAAGGAGGCGCACGGUUCAGGUUCUGAAAGAAGCGAGGAAAAGGCGCCGAUCAACAAAGAGAAGAUGGACGGAAAGGAGGAAGAGGAGGAAGGUGGGAUGCUGUCCAUGGAUGUCGAAAUGGCAGAGAGGAGUGCACCGGCGCCUUCGUCUCAAUCACAGAUCGUUUCCUCCUCCUCAUAGCUGUACAAACACAUACCUGAUCCAAUACAACACAAUGAAAUAACACGGGUACAGCUGCCGUCUCACACCUGUGCUCGCAAAGAC
This is a messenger RNA of Acaromyces ingoldii, 1716 nucleotides long. RefSeq lists its product as hypothetical. Gene Ontology annotation, molecular function: single-stranded DNA binding; ubiquitin protein ligase activity. The record is from RefSeq and is a predicted model, not a curated record. Lineage: Eukaryota; Fungi; Basidiomycota; Exobasidiomycetes; Exobasidiales; Cryptobasidiaceae. Gene Ontology annotation, biological process: protein monoubiquitination; DNA damage tolerance. The transcript is spliced from 4 exons. The coding region runs from base 73 to 1632 and encodes 519 amino acids. Gene Ontology annotation, cellular component: nucleus; Rad6-Rad18 complex.